Messenger RNA from Nymphalis io (European peacock), 1712 nucleotides. RefSeq lists its product as uncharacterized. The transcript has a single exon. Lineage: Eukaryota; Metazoa; Arthropoda; Insecta; Lepidoptera; Nymphalidae. Bases 107 to 1183 code for a protein of 358 amino acids. The record is from RefSeq and is a predicted model, not a curated record.
CAGACAAUGUCAAAUGUUAUAGUAAAAAUGCUAUUUUCAAAAAAAUAGUUAUUUAUAUGCACAUUCGAUGUUGUUAUAAUUCGUCGUUAAUAUAAAUACGCAAAAAAUGUUUACAUUAGGUGGUCAACGUAUCUUACAUAAGUGUCUCAAGAUUUUGAGGUUAACUAAAGUAUAUUUUAGCAGUUUACCCGAUAUAAAGACUUUAAAUCUUGUAAGAACUGUCGAAAAAACAAUAGAAAAUAACACGAGUAUUUUUAUCGAAAGUCCUAUUCAUGUGAAGGUGCAACCUAUCGACGUGAAUGAUAUAAAGGCACAUAAUAAACUAACUAUGACUUUGUACAGUCAGGGAAAAGAUACGAAUGAUUUUCAAGUAAAACAGACGUCGAAGCGACUUGAGCUACUGAAUAAGAAUACUUCACCAGACCGCAAUGAUGUAUGCUUAAUACAAGUUCCCUAUAAAUUAAAGGUACAAGUAACAGCUACAGAAAAUGCGUCGGUACAUUUAGCGAAACUGGAAGCUGAAGAAUUCGUGGUCAAAACUCAAAAAGGUUCUGUCAACGUUGCCGAUUUAAAAGCCGACAAUAUCAAAGUAGAAAGUGCAUCUGGAGAUGUACUAACAGAUGGUCGGUUACAGGCAAGCAACAUUGAGUUGAAAACAGGAAUUAACGGAGCUAUCAAGUGUCACAGUAUCAUGGCAAAUAACUUCAAUGUAUCAUCACAUGCGGGUCAUAUAUCUGUAAAGUCCUGUUAUAGUGACAAAUCACAUUUCACAACUUUAAUGGGUAAUAUUAAACUUGAUAACUUACACAGAUCUGUGAAAAUAGAUGUUAUACAGAAAGGCAACCUAUACAUCACAGGAUUUUCGGGUAAUCUAGAAGCUUCCUUGAAAAGUGGAGAAGUAUUCAUGCAUGCAGCACAGUUAACAGAAAAAAGUAGUAUAUUUAUACAUGAGAAAGGCAAAGUUGAGUUAUUGGUCCAUGAUAUACUAAAAAACUUACCAGCAACUAAUCUUAUAGCAGAAAAAAUUAAAGUUGAUGAUAAAAUAUUGAAACUCGGAAGGUUUAUGGAUGAUUCUCAUCCAAAGAGGUUCAGAUUUGAAAAGGAACCUCAAAAUGAAUUGCAUAUAGUCUGUAAAAAUGGAUCAAUUGAAUUGAAAGACACAAACUUACCAUUUUUUUUGUAAAUCUAAUACUCUAGGGAGAUCCUAGUCAUUGUGUAUGAAGUAAAAUGAAUGUUAUUUAUUUUAAAAUGGCAUUAUAAUUGUAUUUCACUGAAUGUAGAUAAAACUUUUGACAAUUUUAUUAAGUAUGAUAGAUAUAACAUUGUUUUUUUCCAAGCAUUAAUUAUUAUUUAAUAAUAUGAUAUUUAAAAGCAUUUAAAUAAAAUAUAGCGUUCAAUGAUGUCUUUAUUUUACAAUGUAUUUGCCAUAGUAAAAUGUUAUUCUGUUUCUUGUUAUUUAUUUUAAUUUUCCAAUGAAUAGAGAUUAUGAGCCAUCUAAUGGCGACAUUGUAAGGCUUUACUAGCCAAUAAUAGUUAUAAAUAAAAAAAUUAGGACAUCUAUAUAUAGUAAGCUAGAUAGAUGAAGCAAGUUUUCUGCUUGAGAAUCAAUACUAUAAUAUAAUAUUAUAUAUAAUAUCUGGAAUUGUAUGUUUAAUAUUUUAAUUUGUUAAAUAAUAUAGUAUGCCAAAUUAUAGAUAUUAGAUUUAUUGUUA